Anguilla rostrata (American eel) is the source of this 846-nucleotide messenger RNA. RefSeq names its product basic proline-rich protein-like. Bases 169 to 846 code for a protein of 225 amino acids. Lineage: Eukaryota; Metazoa; Chordata; Actinopteri; Anguilliformes; Anguillidae. The transcript has 3 exons. The record is from RefSeq and is a predicted model, not a curated record.
UUUCCCCAUUUUGGACUACUGGUAUCUUUACUCUGCGCUUGGGUCCAUUCCCGCCCCCUCGCAUGACAGAAGGAUCCAGCCAGAUCUGGACCCAGCAGAGUUUUUUUUUUUUUUUUCUCUUCCCCCCCUUUUUUUUUUUCUCUCCUCGGGGUUUUUUGUUUGCUGAUCAUGCCACCGGGGUGGUGGAGUGACUCGGAUGACUCACCACCCAGCGACUGGGAGGCCUUCGCCUUAGAGCUUCCCAGCGCCCGGAGCGGGCGGUCACGGAGGCGCCGUGGUCGGGCUGCCUCCCGGUCGGCCAGACCUCCAGCUACCCAGCCAGCGGUUCCCGGCCCUGCUUUCGAAGGGACUCAACUGGUCAUCUUUCGAGGGCCCGGCCCGCGGGGGCCCCGCAGGUCCCGUCCGGCUGCCCAGCCGGGUUCCCUGCAGCUGGGGUCUGUGUCCCUUUCUCCUGCCCUGCCCGGUUCUCCUGCCCUGCCCGGUUCUCCUGCCCUGCCCGGUUCUCCUGCCCUGUCCGGUUCCCCUGCCCUGCCCGGUUCUCCUGCCCCCCCUGUAGCUCCGGCGCCCCCUCUAGCUCCGGCGCCCCCUGUAGCUCCGGCGCCCCCGUCCUCCAGUGUUCCCUCGUCCUCCAGUGUUCGUCCUUCCCCUGGUGUCGUCGCUCCCCCCGGUGGUCGCCCCUCCCCCGGUGUCGUCGCUCCCCCCAGUGGUCGUCUCUCCCCCGGUGUCGUCGCUCCCCCCAGUGGUCGUCUCUCCCCCGGUGUCGUCGCUCCCCCCAGUGGUCGUCUCUCCCCCGGAUCCCCCUGGUUUCCUGAGUCGGUCCCCCUGUCGCCCGAGUGCGGGCCCUGA